Messenger RNA from Erythranthe guttata (spotted monkey flower), 586 nucleotides. RefSeq lists its product as uncharacterized. The record is from RefSeq and is a predicted model, not a curated record. NCBI's taxonomy places the organism in Eukaryota, Viridiplantae, Streptophyta, Magnoliopsida, Lamiales, Phrymaceae.
ACCCCCGCAACACUCGACCCAUAACUCCAGCGCCUAUAAAUACUCUCCACAUCUCUCUACUAAAUAAAACCAUAACUUCACACCCAACAUACACACUCUUCUUACACUGUACAAUUUCUUCUUCUUACAUCCAAAAACCAAAAAAAAAAAAUGGUUUGCUUCUGUUUCCUAGUUGAUCAAACAAGAAAGGUGAGGCAGAGCAAACCGGCCGCCGGAAUAUGCUCCCGCUGCGGCGGCGGCGCUAGCGUCGCCGACAUGAAAACCGCCACCAGGUUUUGCUAUGUGCCCUUCUACUGGAAAACUUGGAGGGCUAUUAUCUGCACUUUCUGUGGUUCCAUUUUGAGGUCAUAUCGGUAAAUUCCACUAUUAUAGGGGUUUCGAGGAAUUAUUAUUUCUUUAUUUUUUUUCUCCCUUUGUUUUUUAUUGGUUAUUACUUAUUUUUUUUGGGAUUUUAGAUGAUUUGUAUUAGGGCUACUAGGGUAUUAAUAUUAAUAAAAUUUUAUUUAAUAUUUGGUUGAUGUACUAACUCCAUUGUUGAUGUAUAAAGUUGAAGAAAUUUAUGUAUUAUUAUGAUAUUUUCUUGCCA